AUGUCUGACUCGGAGAACAAACAGGCCGACGAUACUAUCAACAUCGAAGGAUCUCGCCAGACAUUUCCCAAACCAAAGUGGUAUCGCUCACCCGUCUAUAAUGCCACUAUCCUCGGUCUCUGCAGUUUCGCAGCACCUGGGCUGUGGAGCGCGAUGAAUUCACUCGGCGCAGGUGGUGCUCAGGAACCCUAUCUGGUCAACACUGGAAAUGCCCUCACGUUCUGCUUAAUGAUUAUUUCCUGCUGGUUCACGAGCGGAAUCGUCAAAUACAUCGGUAUCAAAGGCGCACUUGUCAUUGGCACUAUCGGCUUCGCGCCGUACAGCGCAGGCUUGUAUCUGAACAAUCGGUAUGGCGUCGAAUGGCUCGUUAUCUUCGGAGCAGCAUGCUGUGGUAUUUCGGCGGGAAUAUUCUGGUCAGCUGAAGCUGCCAUCGCAAUCGGUUAUCCUGAACCGCGGAACAGAGGGCGCUUGGUCGCAUAUUGGCUUUCCUUUACCAGAUUCAGCCAGAUCAUGGGCGGUGCGAUUAUUUUAGGCCUGAAUAUUGACCGGAACGAAGCUGGCAAAGUUUCGUACAAGGUCUAUCUGAUCUUCAUCGCGCUUCAAGCUCUGGGUCCAUUUAUCGCAUUCCUCCUCAACAAACCAUCCAAGGUGCAGCGGUCCGACGGCCAAAAGGUUGACAUGAGCAUCCAUGAUCAUCCAUGGAAAGAGUUCAAAGCUACUACUCGAACAUUCCUCAAGAAAGAGUUUCUUCUUCUCAUCUUGUGGAUUGGCCAGGGCGUAUAUUCAGAAUCCGUAUUCUUUACCUACAUCGCCCUCUGGUUUAGCGUACGAGCUCGAGCACUAGGUUCUUUCGUCUCUGGUAUUGUUGCAAUCAUUACAAGCAACCUGCUUGGAGUGUGGCUGGACCAGGGCCAAAUCGCUCUCAAAAAGCGCGCGCGAUGGGCAUAUGCUGUAAUCAUGACCCUGCAAGGAGGAUGGUGGAUCUGGUUGACAAUCAAUGUGACCAAGUUCAACCGUGAAGGGGCUCUCUACGACUGGAGCGACCCUGGCUUCGGAGCCGCAUUCGGCGUCUUCGUGUUUCUUGUCACUGGCUUCCAACUAAACUACAACUUUGCUUUCUUCAUCAUCGGAGAGAUCUCUACCAGCCCUCAAGAGACUGUACGUCUGUCGGCGCUGUUGCGAGGCACAGAGUCGGGUUGGCAGGCGCUUAGCUAUGGUCUCAACGCGCUGCCCGUCAUGGCGACUGUUGGUAGUGCAUUCUGUAUCUACCAGUUCAUCACUCAGCUCUUAAACCAUUAUCACAUCGCAACACGAUUUCUCAUCCAUUCUCAAGCCAUCUGGUACCACUCUACCGGUGGACCAACUCAAGGUAGGCAAUACGAGGUUCUCAUUCAGCCGAAACGAUUCGAAAGCCGUGGCAUUGGAAAACACUACUUCAUCGGCGAGAUUUCGCCCAGUCGUUUCGGAAAACUUAAGGCUGCGGCGCAGCGAACUCCUCCCAUGUACUGUCAGCAAUGGGUUGUUGAUGUUCUUCGCGACCUCGAGCAGUGA
This is a messenger RNA of Fusarium coffeatum, 1551 nucleotides long. RefSeq lists its product as uncharacterized. The transcript is spliced from 5 exons. The record is from RefSeq and is a predicted model, not a curated record. Lineage: Eukaryota; Fungi; Ascomycota; Sordariomycetes; Hypocreales; Nectriaceae. The coding region runs from base 1 to 1551 and encodes 516 amino acids.